AUGAAUGCAGACCCGCCGCCGCCGCCGCCGCCCUGGGUUUGGAUGGUUCCCGGCUCGGCCGGGCUGCUCCGGCUGGGCGCCGGGGUCGCGCCCCCGCCCGUGCUGCUCGCCUCGGCGCAGCCCCCCGCCGGCCCGCUGCUCCCGGGGCUGCCCGGCUGGCAAGCCCCCGGCGAGCCCCUGCUGCCGCUGCUGCCGCUGCCCUCUGCGCCAGACCACGCCGCCGCCGCCGCCUCCGUGCACCACUACCCCUUGCUCCACGGGCAGUGGCUGUGCGGUGGCCAUUCUCCGUCCAUAGGACUCUCUCCCUCUUCCACUGUGGAGCUGGUGCCCAUUUUCCCACACGUCUGCCCGUCUGUCCUUCCACCUCCUGUUGGGAAAAGUUGGAUAGACAAAAGGAUACCCAAUUGUAAGAUCUUUUUUAAUAAUUCCUUUGCUCUGGACUCAACGUGGAUAUAUCCUGAGGAGUCAAGGUUGUUCCGUGGGCAUGAAAAGCCUCAUCUGUUGGCGAACCAAGUCGCCCUGUCUCUAUCCAGACCAGCUCCUGCCUCCUGGCCUCUUCCCACGGGGCUGUUAGCACCUCAGCUAAUACCAGGCGGUUGUCACAACAGCCUGAAGCCUGUUGGCAGCGCCCCCGGCAUUGCCAUCACCGCCACGGCUGCCAUGGUGUCCGUGGACCCAGAGGGACUUGGGGGCCCAUCCCCCUCCAGUGUACAGCCCUGCCACUUCCUGACCUUGGCGCCCAUCAAGAUACCCCUGAGGACCGCCCCCUUGUCCGGUCCAGAAGGACUGACCUUCCACAUGCUGGGAAGCGGCCCUGUAACCCUGUGUGCUACAUUUGGGCUGGGGGGGACCCGGACGGCCAAGCGCAAGGUGGACACGCCCUCCCCCUCCCCGGGGGCGAAACCGGAGCCGUGCAACAUCUUCCUCACCCCCAAAAUCCCGGACCCUGUGGACCGGCCCCUCCUCUCACUGCUGGAGGGCGGCGUCUGA
Molecule: messenger RNA, 990 nt
Organism: Neogale vison (American mink)
Lineage: Eukaryota; Metazoa; Chordata; Mammalia; Carnivora; Mustelidae
Product: transcription elongation regulator 1-like protein
Exons: 6
Coding region: 1-990 (329 amino acids)
Cellular component (GO): nucleus
Molecular function (GO): RNA polymerase binding; transcription coregulator activity
Source: RefSeq, a predicted model, not a curated record